Bufo bufo (common toad) is the source of this 1049-nucleotide messenger RNA. It is a transcript of the gene TSPAN1, whose product is annotated as tetraspanin 1. The record is from RefSeq and is a predicted model, not a curated record. The coding region runs from base 1 to 831 and encodes 276 amino acids. The transcript is spliced from 9 exons. NCBI's taxonomy places the organism in Eukaryota, Metazoa, Chordata, Amphibia, Anura, Bufonidae. Gene Ontology annotation, cellular component: membrane.
AUGGCUCCAUGGUGCACUUAUAAGACCAGACGGUGCAGGUGCGGAGGACACCUGAGUGCGGACGUCGACUUCUGCUGGAGACUGCGAAACCAGAGACAGAACCAUGAGCUGCUUCACCUGCAUCAAAGUUCUCAUGAUCUUGUUCAACUUGGCCAUAUUUCUGGCCGGCGGCACGCUGCUGGGGGUCGGCAUCUGGGUCAGUGUGGACAGCGGCUCCUUCCUGAAGAUCUUCGGUACGAUUCCCGGGAAUGUCGCCAUUCAGUUCGUCAACGUCGGCUACUUCCUGAUCGCCAUCGGAGCGCUGCUGCUGAUCCUCGGCUUCCUGGGCUGCUGCGGCGCGCAGAAGGAGAGCAAGUGCCUGCUGAUCACGUUCUUCUGUGUCGUCCUCAUCAUCUUCAUUGCGGAGAUCGCCGGCGCGGUGGUCGCUCUCCGUUUACCUCCUCUGUGGCUGAGAGUUUCUUGGGUUCGGUUCUGACUCCAGUUCUAGAGAAAGAUUACGGACCAGACACAGAAGUGACGAAGAUCUGGAACAACACCAUGACGGAGCUGUCGUGUUGCGGUGUGAACGGCUAUGGCGACUUCAAUAAUUCUAAAUUUGUGGAAUCAUACAAGCAUUACCCGACCCAGUGCUGCAACAGCACGUCCUGUGGCCUGCAGGACGCGGAGCGGGCGAAAAUAAAGGGCUGCUUCCAACAAAUCCUGGACCUGCUGAAGUCCAAACGCCGCCGUCGUGGGGGGGUGGCCGCCGGGAUCUGUGCGCUGGAGCUGGCGGCCCUGGUCGUGUCCAUGUACUUAUACUGCAAGAUCGACAAGGAGGGGUCCAUCCACUGACGCUGCAGCCUGCGGAGUGACUUGUGUACAUUGUGUAAAUAACAUUUCAAGAGGACGAGCGACGCGAAUGUGACAGGAAAACAGCGGCCGCUGUAUGAUUGCAUUGCACCUUUUUUCCUCUCGUCUACAUUUUGUACCAAAAUCCGAAUAAUUCUGAAUGUGAGAUUUUUAUCAUUUGUAUUUAAUGAUGGACUGUAAUAAAGCUGGACUUCACGGUG